AUGAAUACAUCGAAAAGCGAGGCCCAAUGGAGCGACCUACUCCAGGAGAUCAGAGACAAGAUUCUCGAAUACGUUCCUGGAAGAUUCACAGGCAUUUGCAGGGACUGGCAAAACGCCAUCGAGCCAAGAAACUUUCGGACUCUCCAAGUCGGUUCGGACGAACACUCGCUGACCGCUCUAUCCAAGACAUUCCAUAAAAAGUACUGGCGACAAAGUUACGUUGAGCACAUCUGGUUCAAAAUCGAGUUACCGGACCAUUGCAUCAAGAAUCGUUUGAGACCUCAGUCUCAUGAAGAGAUCGCAGCGGACCGCGGAUGCUUCGCCAUCGCCAUCUACGUCCUCUUCUGUAUUAUCGAAGCCUAG
Colletotrichum acutatum is the source of this 363-nucleotide messenger RNA. RefSeq lists its product as uncharacterized. NCBI's taxonomy places the organism in Eukaryota, Fungi, Ascomycota, Sordariomycetes, Glomerellales, Glomerellaceae. The transcript has a single exon. The record is from RefSeq and is a predicted model, not a curated record. The coding region runs from base 1 to 363 and encodes 120 amino acids.